CAUUGCAGUUCAAUCGCUUCCCCUACGCUGUGUUCAAUACAAAGCGACAGUCGCUUUUUCAAAGCUGAAAAACACCGUGAAAAUAUCUGAAAUUUGAGACUACUGUGCAGUCAUGGCUGGCGGCAAAGCAGGAAAGGACUCCGGGAAAGCCAAAGCGAAGGCCGUGUCGCGCUCCGCCCGUGCGGGAUUGCAGUUCCCUGUGGGCCGUAUUCACCGACACCUGAAGAAUCGCACCACAAGCCAUGGACGCGUGGGGGCCACAGCGGCCGUCUACUCAGCCGCCAUCCUCGAAUAUCUGACCGCCGAAGUGCUGGAGUUGGCCGGAAAUGCGUCGAAAGAUCUCAAAGUGAAGCGUAUCACACCCCGUCACUUACAACUGGCCAUCCGUGGAGACGAAGAGUUGGACAGCUUGAUUAAGGCUACUAUUGCGGGUGGCGGCGUGAUUCCGCACAUCCACAAAUCGCUCAUCGGCAAGAAGGGUGGUCCGGAAUAACCGUGGCAAAGUGACGUGCCGAGCUUUUAAUCAUAAUUUCCAUAAAACAGACCUCCAAUAUCGAUCUUUCCACUUUAAUAUUGCCUUUAAUGAGACCUCUUCAGAGAGAAAAACCCCCUUUUUUUUAAAUCAACAUUUUACGUUCACGGGAGCACCUCCGGAUGGCGGACGUGGCAGACUUUCCACAAGAACAAGAAUAUGAACCGGAGGUUGGAUAUAUGACUACUUUUUUUUGUUCUUCCCUUAGAAUUUAAGUUGAUGCAUUCAUGCGAGAGCAAUUUGUGUUUCUCCGUAUUUCACGAUUUAUGUAAUUUUUCUUUAAAGAUAUAUAGAAUCUAGCGGUAGUAUUUUGAUUUCUGAUGUGUCGUAAUUAAAGGAAAAGAAGAAGAAAAAUCUCUGAGAAGAGAUAAUGAGAGUAAAUACGAAAUACAAGCAUUGCUGUUAAAGACUUCACACGUGGACUUUGCAGAAGCUGACAAGAUGUGGAAAAGUUUGUUUCACGUUGUAAAUUAAAUUGAAAUAAAGAUAGAAAGGAAUAA
Molecule: messenger RNA, 1032 nt
Organism: Phlebotomus argentipes
Lineage: Eukaryota; Metazoa; Arthropoda; Insecta; Diptera; Psychodidae
Gene: His2Av
Product: histone H2A.V
Exons: 4
Coding region: 113-493 (126 amino acids)
Cellular component (GO): nucleosome
Molecular function (GO): structural constituent of chromatin; DNA binding; protein heterodimerization activity
Source: RefSeq, a predicted model, not a curated record